This is a messenger RNA of Oncorhynchus masou masou (cherry salmon), 2494 nucleotides long. Its product is annotated as cell adhesion molecule DSCAML1-like. The annotation marks the transcript as partial. The transcript is spliced from 15 exons. Lineage: Eukaryota; Metazoa; Chordata; Actinopteri; Salmoniformes; Salmonidae. The record is from RefSeq and is a predicted model, not a curated record. Gene Ontology annotation, cellular component: plasma membrane; axon. Gene Ontology annotation, biological process: axon guidance; dendrite self-avoidance; homophilic cell-cell adhesion. Gene Ontology annotation, molecular function: cell-cell adhesion mediator activity.
AUGGCAGCACAGAGUGUGACUCUGACAGGACCCCCUGCGAGUGACCCUUUCCCCCAAGAGUCUAAAGACGGGCAUCAGCAGUACCCUGUUCUUACCUGUGCUGUGAGGGUUCUCCAGAGUACACAGUGGCCUGAUGGUACUCCUCGUAUCGUGUCGUCCUUCAGUGAGCGCGUGGUCGCCCCUGGGGAGCCUUUCUCCCUGAUGUGUGGCGCCAAAGGAGCCCCACCCCCUUCCAUCACCUGGACGCUGGACGACGAGCCUGUGGUGCGAGACUCCGCCUACAAGACAAGCCAGUACACCCUAUCAGAUGGCCUGACCGUGUCACAUGUCAACGUAAGCAGCCCGGCCAUCCGCGACGGGGGAGUGUAUCGCUGCGCCCGCCGCACCGGCGGUUCUCCUAGGAUCAGGGAGAUGCGUGACAUCACGGCUGUAGCUGGAAGGAACACCUUUAUAACCUGUCGUGUGAUUGGUUACCCAUACUACUCUAUCAAGUGGUUUAAGGAUGGCAUGCUGCUGCCUGACAACCAUCGGCAGGUUGUGUAUGAGAAUGGAACCCUGAGGCUGAGUGAUGUGCAGAAGGGCAUGGACGAGGGUACCUACCUGUGUAGUGUGCUUAUACAGCCACAGACCUCCAUCGACCAGACUGUCCACGUCACUGUGAAAGUGCCGCCCCUGAUCCAGCCCUUUGACAUCCCUUCCACGUCGGUGGGAAAGCUGAUGUACAUCGCCUGCGUGGUGUCGUCAGGUGACAUGCCCAUCCGCAUCACCUGGCACAAAGAUGGGCAGCUUAUCGUACCUGGCUCCGCCUCCGGCGUUGGCAUAGAGACCAAGGAGUUCAUGAGCUCCCUGCAGAUCUCCAAGGUGACCCUGAAGCACAACGGCAACUACACCUGCAUUGCUAGCAACGCCGCGGCAACCGUCAGCUGGGAGAGACAACUGAUCGUCACCGUUCCCCCUCGCUUUGUGGUACAGCCUAACAACCAGGAUGGGAUCUAUGGGAAGGCAGGAGUACUCAACUGCUCUGUGGAGGGAUACCCUCCUCCCAAAGUCAUGUGGAAACACGCCAAAGGUAUAGGGAACCCCCAGCAGUACCACCCUGUGCCUCUGACUGGUCGGAUCCAGAUCAUGGGGAACGGCUCCCUGCUGAUCCGUCAUGUCCUGGAGGAUGACCGGGGAUACUACCUCUGUCAGGCCUCCAACGGAGUGGGCUCUGACAUCAGCAAGAGCAUGGUUCUUACUGUCAAGAUUCCAGCCAUGAUCACGUCACACCCCAACACCACCAUGGCCAUCAAGGGCCAGGUGAAGGAGCUGAACUGCACAGCGCGGGGCGAGCAGCCCAUCAUCAUCCGCUGGGAGAGGGGCGACACCGUCAUCGACGCCGAGAGGAACCCCCGCUACUCCAUCACCAUCAACAAGAAAGGGGACGAGGUCAUCUCCACGCUCAAGCUGAAGCCAGCGGAGCGCGGGGACUCAGUCUUCUUCUCCUGCCACGCCAUCAACUCAUACGGAGAGGGGCGAGGACUCAUACAGCUUACCGUGCAAGAGCCUCCUGACCCUCCGGAGUUGGAGGUGAGAGAGGUAAAGGACCGCAGUAUGAACCUGCGCUGGAUCCAGAGGUUCGACGGCAACAGCAUCAUCACCAGCUACGACAUCGAGUAUAAGAACAAGUCUGAUACUUGGGAUCACAAGUACACCACCAGGAACAUCUCCCCCACUAACAACCAGGCUAACAUCGUGGAGCUGCACCCUGCCUGUGUCUACAGCAUCCGCAUGUACUCCUUCAACAAGAUCGGACGCAGCCAGCCUAGCAAGGAGCUCACCAUCAGCACUGAGGAAGCACAACCUGAUGGGCCCCCUAUGGACGUGAUCCUCCAGCCAAUGACGUCGCAGAGCAUACGGGUCACAUGGAGGGCCCCCAGGAAGGAGCUUCAGAACGGGGUGAUCCGGGGCUACCAGAUUGGUUACCGUGAGAACGGGCCGGGCAGUAACGGCCAGUACAGCAUUGUGGAGAUGAAGGCCACAGGGGACAGCGAGGUGUACACUCUGGACAACCUGAAGAAGUUUGCCCAGUAUGGAGUGGUGGUCCAGGCCUUCAACAGGGCUGGUACUGGCCCCUCUAGCACUGAGAUCAACGCUACCACACUGGAGGAUGUGCCCAGCCAGCCACCCCAGAACGUGCGGGCCAUCUCGGUGACGUCAGACGAGGCGGUGAUCACAUGGGCGGAGCCCCCGCGUCUGACGCUGCAUGGCGUGCUGAAGGGCUACCGCGUAGUGUUCUGGUCCCUCUUCCCUGACGGAGGUGGGUGCUGUGGGGGCCAGGCACAGGGGCCGAUGCAGAAAUGGGGAGAGAUGCAGAACAUCACUACAACUCGUGAGCAGGUGGAGCUGAGAGGGCUGGAGAAGUUCACAAACUACAGUGUCCAGGUGCUGGCCUACACCCAGGCUGGGGACGGGGUCAGGAGCAAUGUCCUGUACAUCCAAACCCGCGAGGACC